AUGAGUUCCUCAAUCUCCCUGUCCUCCGUCACUAUGGCGGGGUCAGGUGCAACUCGAUCAGCUCUUUCACAAUUAGUGGCCACACGUACCUCCCGAAACCACAGUAUAUGGUGCAGUGCUCGCAACUACCAUAGCAUCCGUGAGAAAAUGGAGCGUAUUGCUGAAUCCAUCGAUAAAUACCAACGUCACCCCCAACCCAACCUCCGCCGGAAGACGAAAGCCUGCAAUAGCUGGCCCGCCACAGCCCACAGAGACCCCAGUAGCAGCAAGGGCUGGUCCACGCACUGGCCCCAAUCUUUCCGCUUCUCUGAACUCUUCGGUCGAGACAAGACGUAUUGGGACGCCGAGCUUGAGCAGAUGAACCACCGUAUCGCACAUCUGAAGAGACAGGUUGCCCGAGACCCCUACGAAGCUAUCUUUGGUCGCAGAGUACAUUCGUCGCACUAUAUGGACCAGUCUGAUACUGCUACCGCUUGGCCGGGUUUCCUGCGAACUUUCUUGGGAGCCGAGAAGCCUAUGACGAAUCACCCGUCCAAGGUGCAUCUCCAGGAUUUCAAUUUUACUCAGUUGCCUGCUCAAUCUAGGGCUUCAAAUCGCCUGGAUACUCUUGAAUAUGACCCUAUCAGUGGCCGUAUGGCCCCGAAAGCACCGAAGCCGCAGACUGGAAGUGAGAGCACGAUGCAAAGCUCUAACGCAGGCGUUGACUGUUCCCCGGGUAGCGAAUUGGAGACCAAAGUUGCUUCUGACUUCAACCUUGACUCCCAGCACAAGGAGGCAACUUCUGUCGAUUGCUCCUCAGAUAGUGAGCUUGAAUCAAGGAUUGUCGCCGAGACUACUCGUGCUCAGCUGUCUGAUCCAACUAUCGACUGCUCCCCAGGCAGUGAGUUGGAGGCAUUGUUCACGACUAACCCGGCUACUGUCCAAGUCUCCCACUACCCCCCGGUUAUGGCCACGGCCGAUGCCGCCGUCAAGAAGGCUAACGUCACCGUUGACUGCACGCCCGGCAAUGGGCUAGAGGCCAAGUUACUCUCUGAUGCCGCUAGCGCCGAGAUCCAUGGCGAAAGUGAGGACUUGACUGCUCUGGACGCUAGUGACAUUCGGGCCCGUUAUACCUCACUGAAGAGCGACGGCAUCCAGUUCCAGGGACUAAAAGACACCGAAUUCGACGCCUCCAAUGAUCGUGUCGGCGACUUCCUGCAAAGCCAGAACGCCCCUGUUGCAACUCAGCAAUGGUCCCAAACCGAGUAUCGUAUUCUAGCCUACGACACCACCGCAGCAGCAGUGACAACCGCCGAGUCAGACUCCUUCUUCGGUGCCAACGAACCCGUCCAACCCCAUGAGAUCUUCUCCCGUCUGCACAAUCCAGGCAAAUUCGUACCCUACUUCGCACAGAUGCAGCAAGACGGAUAUGAAAUCGCAACUGGUGGUGGUGACAUCCUGGUCUUCAAGCGGUCCGUCAAGCCGAUCAAGCAUACUCCCGCUGCCGCCCAGCAGGACUCUAUCUCUGAGGAUGUUCAAGCCGAUAUCGCCAGCUAUCUGAACAACGACUCUUAUGAUUCAACCAGCUUUGUCCACCACUAUCACCCGUCUUCCACCACCAAGCCCUCGACAUCCGGACACUCCACUUCCACUUCCACUUCCAGUGCCAACCCAAGCUCCAGCUCCAGCUCCAGCUCCAGCUUUGGUUCCGGAUCUGACUCGGACCCGAACUCAACUCUUCACUCAAACUCAUCAUCCGCGAAGCCAAAAUCAAAAUCCACUUUUCGCAAGGUCUUCCGCAGAAUGAUCCUCACCGGCACUAUUACCGCGGGAUCAUGUUAUGCUAUCGGCGUUGUGACCGAGUAUUUCCGUACAGGAGGGCAGGAUGGGUAUGGUGUGGAUGGGUUCACGGCUUUUGAGUCGGAGAGACGUCAUCGGGAGUAG
This is a messenger RNA of Penicillium daleae, 1923 nucleotides long. RefSeq lists its product as uncharacterized. NCBI's taxonomy places the organism in Eukaryota, Fungi, Ascomycota, Eurotiomycetes, Eurotiales, Aspergillaceae. The transcript is spliced from 2 exons. Bases 1 to 1923 code for a protein of 640 amino acids. The record is from RefSeq and is a predicted model, not a curated record.